Molecule: messenger RNA, 909 nt
Organism: Benincasa hispida (wax gourd)
Lineage: Eukaryota; Viridiplantae; Streptophyta; Magnoliopsida; Cucurbitales; Cucurbitaceae
Product: B3 domain-containing transcription factor VRN1-like
Molecular function (GO): DNA binding
Source: RefSeq, a predicted model, not a curated record
AUGGCUUCUUCCUCCCGUCACCGGCCAAACUACAUCGUUAAACGACCCGAUAAAGCGUCGGACAAUCCCCAUUUCUUUAAGGUUGUACUUUCUGAUGCUCUCAAGGAACAAAAACUUGAAAUCCCAAGAAAGUUUGUGAGAGAAUAUGGCCAAAAAGCUUUUGUAACUAACCAAACUCUUCUUAAGGUGGCUGAUGGCAAAGAGUGGAAUAUGGGUUUGACAAAAAGUAAUAAUGGAAGAAGAGUGUGGUUUUAUCAUGGUUGGCAACAGUUUGUAGAGUUUUAUUCUCUUGGAUUGGGGUACUUUCUAGUUUUUAAAUAUGAAAACCGAUCUUCGAGUUUCAACGUCGUCAUCUUUGAUCUUACCGCCAUGGAAAUAGAGUAUCCCGUUAAAAACAUUCGUCUUGAUAAAACUGAGGAAAAGAUAGAAAUGGAGAUAUAUUUUGACGAUGAUCUUGCCCCAGAUUUUAAAGUCGAAGAAAUUAGCUUGGGCGCCAGAAAACCAAUGAACAGUAGGUGGAAGCCACCGUCGACAGAGAGCCAACGAGCAAGGGCGAUGGCGGAAGCUACCGCUUUUCAAUCCAUGACUUUGAAUCCUUCUUUCAUGUGCAAGAUUUGGCCUUCACACAUUCAUCUUGGAAGAUGUCUUAAUGUACCAAAAAGUUUUGCUGCGAUGCAUCUAGAAGAGCCCACAGAGAUCAUUCUCCAAGUUUCAGAUGGAAGAAUGUGGAGUGGUCGUUGUGGCUUUUAUUGGACUUGUAAAAUGCAAAGGAGGACGGACUUUAGAUAUGGUUGGAAGAAUUUUGUUCGAGACAAUAACUUAAAAGUUGGUGAUUUCUGUGUUUUUGAAAUGAUUAGAAAAAAUAGUAGAAGAAUCUGUUUCAAAGUUGAAAAUUUUCGAGCUUCUUGA